UAACAAGAUUAUGGAUUGGAGAUAUUAUAAAUGGGGUCUCUCCGUUGGCAUUUAUCAGUAAUAUGGCAUCCCUGAGCACACUAAUAUUGAGGAACUGCAAGAUAUCUAGUGAUCUCGGAGCAGUAGAAUUUUCCAUGUUUAAACAGUUAAAAUUGCUUCAUGUGGCACAGGGACUUGAGUUUUAACAAUAUCACAGGAGAAGUUCCUCAAUCCAUCUUGAAUUUGGGAAAUCUCAAUUCUUUGUUUCUUGGGAACAAUAGCCUUACAGGAAAGUUGCCGGAUGGUAUAAGCUCUUCAUUAAAAGUGAUAGAUUUUUCGUACAACCAACUCACUGGGAGCAUUCCUUCUUGGGCUAGACAAAACAAUUUACAGUUGAAUUUGGUGGCAAACAACUUCUUACUCGAUACCACCAGUGAAAGUACGCUACCUUGGGGAAUAAACUGCCUCCAACAAGACACCCCUUGUUUCCGUGGAUCUCCAGAAUAUUAUUCCUUCGCAGUUGACUGUGGCAGUAAUGCAUCCAUAAGAGGCUCAGAUGACACUAUUUAUGAAGCAGAUCCUACAAAUCUUGGAGCUGCAACAUAUUAUGUUACCGGUCAAACAAGAUGGGGUGUCAGUAGUGUAGGGAACGCCAUAGAUGCAAAGAAUAUUAUAUAUAGCUCCCAACCUUUUCAAAAUGUAGUUGAUUCAGAGUUGUUUGAAACUGCAAGGAUGUCAUCAUCAUCUCUGAGGUACUAUGGACUUGGACUUGAGAAUGGAAAUUACACUGUUUUGCUCCAAUUCGCAGAAUUAGCUUUUCCAGACUCACAGACUUGGCUAAGCUUAGGGAGAAGAGUUUUUGACAUAUAUAUCCAGGGUGCUCUAAAACAAAAGGAUUUCGAUAUAAGGAAAACAGCAGGUGGAAAAUCUUUUACCGUAGUUAAUAGGAGUUUCAUGGUAACUGUGUCUAAAAACUUCCUUGAGAUCCAUCUAUUCUGGGCUGGCAAGGGCACUGUUGACAUACCUACUAAAGAUAAUUACUAUGGGCCAAUGAUCUCAGCAUUGAGCGUCACUCCAAAUUUUACUCCUACCGUUCGAAACGGCAUACCAAAAAGGAAAAGUAAAGCAGGUGCAAUUUCCGGAAUAUUGAUUGGUGCAAUAGUUUUAGUAUUAGCAGCAUUAUUUGGAGUGUUUACACUAGUAAAGAAGCGGAGAGCAUUGGCACAACAGAAAGAAGAACUAUACAACCUGGUUGGACGACCUGACGUUUUUAGUUAUGCUGAGCUAAAGCUAGCCACAGACAAUUUCAGUUCUCAAAAUAUUCUAGGCGAAGGUGGAUUCGGGCCAGUGUAUAAGGGUAAGCUACCUGAUGAAAGAGUUAUAGCUGUGAAGCAACUUUCACAAUCAUCUCAUCAGGGAACAAGCCAGUUUGUGACAGAGGUUGCGACAAUUUCCGCUGUGCAACAUCGAAAUCUUGUGAUAUUGCAUGGAUGCUGCAUUGAUAGUAAAACACCCUUGUUGGUUUAUGAGUACCUUGAAAAUGGAAGCUUAGAUCGAGCAAUCUUUGGUGACAGUAACUUAAACCUAGACUGGGUAAUGCGCUUCGAGAUCAUUUUAGGAAUAGCAAGAGGGCUAACUUAUCUUCAUGAGGAGUCAAGUGUACGCAUUGUGCAUAGGGACAUCAAAGCUAGUAAUGUUCUACUUGACACUAAUCUCAUCCCAAAGAUCUCGGACUUUGGACUUGCCAAACUCUACGAUGAGAAUCAAACUCAUGUGAGCACUAGAAUUGCAGGCACAUUGGGCUAUCUAGCUCCUGAGUAUGCAAUGAGAGGCCAUUUGUCAGAAAAGGCUGAUAUUUUUGCAUUCGGAGUGGUCAUGUUGGAGACUGUCGCUGGGAGACCAAACACCGACAACUCCCUCGAGGAAAGCAAGAUCUGUCUCCUUGAAUGGGCAUGGGGCCUGUAUGAAAUGGAUCAAGCACUUGGAAUUGUUGACCCAAGUCUCAAGGAAUUUGACAAGGAUGAAGCUUUUAGAGUCAUAUAUGUUGCACUUGUCUGCACUCAGGGCUCUCCGCACCAGCGACCGCCAAUGUCGAAGGUCGUGACAAUGUUGACUGGAGAUGUCGAUGUGGCUAAGGUGGUCACCAAGCCAAGCUACAUCACUGAGUGGCAGCUUAGGGGUGGUGGGUACAGCAGCAACACCACUAGCAGCUACGCAUGGUCUAGCAACCCUGAGUUGAGUAGGCAAAAAGAGAUCACUGAAGUUUCUCUCCAGGUGAGGUGAAUUUAAUGUAGAAAAUCUAUGGGCCAUCUAUAUUGGUUUGAAAUGACGAUAUUGUAACUCCUUUUUUUUACAUAAUUUUGUAAUUUUGUGUCGAUGUGAGUUAUUGCAAACAAUGGAAUUACUUAUCCUGAAUCUUUCCUGGUAACAAAAGUUUGCUCCUAAUAAUUUGUAAAUGGUGAAUAACUGUGGUGUAUUCACUACUCAAAAAAAAAAGUUAAUAGAUAACCUUUUAUCUGUAA
Molecule: messenger RNA, 2501 nt
Organism: Oryza sativa Japonica Group (Japanese rice)
Lineage: Eukaryota; Viridiplantae; Streptophyta; Magnoliopsida; Poales; Poaceae
Source: RefSeq, a predicted model, not a curated record